Ceraceosorus bombacis is the source of this 1990-nucleotide messenger RNA. Lineage: Eukaryota; Fungi; Basidiomycota; Exobasidiomycetes; Ceraceosorales; Ceraceosoraceae. The record is from the annotation of a GenBank genome assembly.
AUGCGUGUCCCGGCAUCUGGCUACAAUGCCACACUGGUCGAUGCAGGGCCGUAUACUGGCAUGAAUGCCAACGAGUGGGCUGCGGAUGUCUUCGUACCGGAUGCCAUGCCGCAAAUGGUGGCCAAUGCUGUCGCCGUGAUUGUUGGGCUGUGGGAAUUCAUCGUGGGCGUGCCGGGAGAGUAUGUCAUGUGAGUCGCAGCUAGCCGCUUCAUAGGGGAUGCUCGUGCUCAGUAGGCGCGCGGGAAGAGCUGCCUUGCUGACUAUUCUCCCACGAUUCUCUGACAUGACUACCCUCUUCGGCGGCGCUUUCGAGUAGCUGGCGAAGAAUAUUCCAAGGACCGUCUGGUCGGAGCAGUUUUGCGCCAUGGACAACGCUGGCGCUCAGGUAUUUGAUGCUGACCCUAUCAGUCUCGCAAGCAUUCGGCACCUGGUCGACCACGAUGAAGACGGUCGCCGCUUGCAAAGUAGCCAGUGGAACGCUAGGUGCUGCUGGUCUUUUGCUGAAUUCGGGGACCAGCUUUGCCGUCGCUUGGAGAGCACAGGCUGUAGCCCGUGGGGUCAUACAAACCGCGGCAGGAUUGGUGCUUGUUCGCCUCACCAUUGCAGGCCUCCUGGUGAGUGUCAGAGCCACAGCUGCGUUUGCCUCGACAAUCGUCCGUUUGCUGAGACUCGCCAACGUAUUGCUCAAGGUCGUCGAGCUGUUCCUAGUCUGGUUCACUGUGCUUUUCCCCAGCACUCGUAACGCCAUCCAGACGGACCGCCUGCGGGCAGGUCGCUGCGUCUCGCGCACCGCGGCAAGCGGGACAGACCAGAUCGUUGGAAGGCCUCCCGAAUAUCGCAUUCUAUUGAUCUGCUACUAUGGUACGUGUUGAUGAUUCCUUGAUGACCCUUUCGACACGACUGACGGAGGCCCAUGGUGCCCGCUGCAUUUCCCCAAGGUGUGACAAUUCUCUUCAAUUUUGCCUGCUUGAUCAUCGUGUGUGUCGCGCUCAGAAGGCUUGCACGGCGAUCACACGGGUUCGCAAGAUUCAUUUCAGAGUGAGUCUGAAGGGCAGUUGUAAGAUCGGCCACGCAAGUGUCCAGCCCUAGCUGACGUUCGUCUGCCCUAUUCAGAAUGGUCCUGCACUCUGUCUUCUUCUUCCUGGUCUCCGUUCUGUUGCUCACACUAGGCUUGAUUUGGAUCGCCAUCGACGAGUACGCUGGCUGGAUCUUUUGGCCAGCCUCUGUAAUUCAAGCAGCAACGAUGGUGCGCAUCCUCAUCUCAGAGCAGAAUGCUGCGCGACGACCACUCGACACUACGUUCAUGGAGCAGAGCGCUUAUCCAAACACUGGCGGUACGACAGGCCGUGGGCCUACGUAUGGAGCUUAUUUCUCCAGGGGCGCGCCAGUAGCUGACCACAUGCGCGGACCCGAAGCGCCCGUGGAAUAUGCUACAGGAGAUCACGCUCAGAGAGGGGAGACUACGGUGCAGUUUGCGGACAGGUAUGGUGGGCCGCUUUCCGCCACAGGGAUGCUGUCACGCAGAGGCGGUGGACGGGCACCUCCUAUCCUCAAUCCGCUGGAUAAUCUUGGUCAAGCAUUCUCUCAAAUAGAUUCGCGCAUGGACAUCGAUGAGCAAAGCUUCGAUGAUGGAAGGUCUUCGCUGCGUCACUCUGAGGGUGCCCGAGCGGACGGAACGAGCGGGUCUCGGCGGACCGACAGCAUUGCGCUUUCCAGACUCGAUGCUGGCUCGUCGGCACCCAAGCUUGGCAGUGGAGGGUCAACGGCGCCAUCACCAAUCUCAGCUGGCGCGUACCCGUACCCGCGGCCAUGGGUACCGCCCUCUGAUGACCACCUGAAUAUGGAUGCCGAACCCAAAGUGGCGAACGCAAUCCCUGCGCCUCCCCCAGAGCCUCGGUCCCAGCCUCAAGUUCGACGCUCGAGCUCGUUCUCGGUGAGGAGCUCCGACGAAUCUUACGAUAGACCACAAAUCCAAACAUACCCAGGCUAG